Molecule: messenger RNA, 1671 nt
Organism: Dipodomys ordii (Ord's kangaroo rat)
Lineage: Eukaryota; Metazoa; Chordata; Mammalia; Rodentia; Heteromyidae
Gene: Insm2
Product: insulinoma-associated 2
Exons: 1
Coding region: 1-1671 (556 amino acids)
Biological process (GO): negative regulation of transcription by RNA polymerase II; neuron differentiation; regulation of cell cycle process
Cellular component (GO): transcription repressor complex; nucleus
Molecular function (GO): DNA-binding transcription repressor activity, RNA polymerase II-specific; RNA polymerase II cis-regulatory region sequence-specific DNA binding
Source: RefSeq, a predicted model, not a curated record
AUGCCGAGGGGCUUCUUGGUGAAGCGGACUAAACGGACGGGCGGGUCUUACAGAGUUCGCCUAGCCGAGCGGGGUUUCCCUCUGCCGGGUCCCCUGGUGGUGGCGCCGCCCGGCCCCGACGCCUCCCUGCCCUGUGUCGAGAAGGCAGCGCCCCCCACCCAGGAGGAACCUAGAGAAGAGCUGACGAUGGAGGCGGCCCAGGAGCUGUCGGGGCCACCCUGUCGGGCGGCCGGGGUGAGCCUGGGGGAGGGCGGGCAGGAAGGUGCCCAGUGGAGGGCCAAUGGGAGGGAGGGCCCCGGGCCCAGCCCCGCCAAGCCGGCGGGCGCGGAGCUGCGCCGCGCCUUCCUGGAGCGCUGCCUCCGCUCGCCGGUCUCCGCCGAGUCCUUUCCCGGGGGCGCCGCCUCCCUGGCCACUUUUUCCUGCUCGGUGGCGCCCGCCGCCGCCCCGACCUCGGGGGAACAGUUCCUGCUGCCGCUGCGGGCGCCGUUCCCCGAGCCCGCGCUCCAGCUGGACCCCGCUCCGCUCUCCGCCACCCUGCACGGCCUGAAGCGGGCGGCGGGCAGCGAGCGCCGCGCCAAGGGACCUGCGGGCUGCUCGCCCGGGCCCGCCGCUCCCAUCGCGGCGGGGAUCAAGAAGCCAAAGGCCAUGAGGAAGUUGAGCUUCGCGGACGAGGUGACCACAUCCCCGGUCCUGGGCCUGAAGAUCAAGGAGGAGGAGCCAGGGGCGCCGUCCCGGGUCCCGGGGGGCAGCCGCACGCCGCUGGGGGAGUUCAUCUGCCAGCUGUGCAAGGAGCAGUAUGCGGAUCCCUUCGCGCUGGCCCAGCACCGCUGCUCCCGCAUCGUGCGCGUCGAGUACCGCUGCCCCGAGUGCGACAAGGUCUUCAGCUGUCCCGCCAACCUCGCCUCCCAUCGCCGCUGGCACAAGCCUCGUCCCGCCGCUGCCACCACCGGCUCCUCCGCCGAUGGGAAGCCACCGCCCUCAUCGUCUGCAUCCUGCGCCGACGCAGGGCACCUGGCAUCGUUCCUGGCCGAGGGGAAGGAGAACAGCCGGGCCGAGCGGACUGCGGAUCAGCACCCGAAGGCUGAGGACAGCUCCGGGGAUAGUCAGCACCAGGACAGCGCUCCGCGCCAAGGCCUCCAGGUGCUGGCACACCCCGAGCCGCAAGUACUACAGGCCCCGUACACGGAGGGGGUGUUGGGGCAUCGGGUGCCCGUGCCGAGCGGUGGUUCGGGGGGCUCUGAGAUCUUCGUGUGCCCGUACUGCCACAAAAAGUUUCGUCGCCAAGCUUAUCUGCGCAAGCACCUGGGCACUCACGAGGCGGGCUCGGCGCGCGCGCUGCUCCCCAGCUUCGGAUCGGAACGGGGGGCCCCCCUCGCCUUCGCUUGCCCGCUGUGCGGGGCACACUUCCCAUCGGCAGACAUCAGGGAGAAGCACCGGCUGUGGCACGCGGUCCGCGAGGAGCUGCUCCUGCCCGCUCUGUCAGGGGCUCCCCCGGAGGCGCCCGGGCCUGGAGGGGCGUCGGAAGGGAGUGCUCAGCAGAUUUUCUCCUGCAAGCACUGCUCGUCCACGUUCUUCAGCUCUCCGGGCUUGACCCGGCACAUCAAUAAAUGCCACCCCUCGGAAAGCCGGCAAGUGCUGCUGCUGCAGAUGCCACUGCGGCCGGGCUGCUGA